AUGAGGGAAAUCGUUCACAUCCAGGUCGGGCGUUGCGGAAAUCAAAUAGGAUCUAAGUUCUGGGAGGUAAUAUCGGAUGAACACGGCAUAGAUCCGAAUGGUUGCUAUGCCGGAGAUUCUGAUCUACAACUCGAACGUAUCAACGUGUAUUACAACGAAGCAUCAGCUGGUAAAUACGUGCCUCGAGCUGUUCUGGUCGAUCUCGAACCUGGGACAAUGGAUUCAUUACGGGCUGGGCCGUACGGACAAAUUUUUCGUCCCGAUAACAUAGUUUUUGGAGUGUCAGGAGCUGGUAAUAAUUGGGCUAAAGGACAUUAUACAGAGGGAGCGGACUUACUCGAGUCGGUGUUGGAUGUUAUUAGGAAGGAAGCGGAAGGUUGUGACUGUCUUCAAGGUUUCGAACUGAUCCACUCGUUGGGAGGCGGUACUGGCUCAGGUUUAGGAACCUUAUUACUGAAUAAUUUAAGGGAAGAGUAUGCGGAUAGAAUUAUUUUAACGUUUUCUGUUGUCCCGAGCCCUAAAGUUUCUGAUACUGUCGUUGAGCCAUACAAUGCCACGUUGUCAUUGAACCAGCUGAUAGAAAAUUCCGAUCAGUCAUUUUGUAUAGACAAUGAAGCUUUGUACGAUAUUUGUUUCCGCACGUUGCGAUUACAGACACCCACAUACGGUGAUUUGAAUCAUUUGGUGUCGGCAACGAUGUCUGGUGUCACGACGUGUCUUCGUUUUCCCGGGCAAUUAAAUGCGGAUCUUCGAAAGCUUGCAGUCAAUAUGGUACCGUUCCCGAGGCUACACUUCUUCAUGCCGGGAUUCGCUCCGCUCACAGCCAGGGGCAGUCAGCAGUACAGAGCACUGACCGUACCAGAGCUCACUCUUCAGAUGUUCGACGCCAAGAACAUGAUGGCUGCCUGCGAUCCACGUCACGGACGAUAUCUCACUGUGGCUGCAGUGUUCCGCGGUCGGAUGUCAAUGAAAGAAGUCGACGAGCAAAUGCUUAAUAUACAGAACAAAAAUAAAGAUUACUUCGUGAAAUGGAUACCCAAUAACGUUAAGACCGCCGUAUGUGACAUCCCACCACGUGGAAUGAAGAUGUCUGCUACUUUUAUCGGCAAUACGACCGCCAUACAAGAGAUAUUCAAAAGAGUUUCAGAACAAUUCGCCUCCAUGUUUCGGAGGAAAGCUUUCAUACAUUGGUACACCGGCGAGGGUAUGGACGAAACUGACUUCACCGAAGCCGACAAUAACCUGAGCGAUCUUAUUUCAGAAUAUCAACAGUACCAAGACGCGACAACAGAAGAUCAAGAGUUUGAGGAAGAAGAGGACGAAGCUGCACCGAAUGAUGAGAGUGACGAAUAA
Molecule: messenger RNA, 1353 nt
Organism: Danaus chrysippus (African queen)
Lineage: Eukaryota; Metazoa; Arthropoda; Insecta; Lepidoptera; Nymphalidae
Source: the annotation of a GenBank genome assembly